This is a messenger RNA of Sinocyclocheilus anshuiensis, 2711 nucleotides long. RefSeq names its product protein SOGA3-like. NCBI's taxonomy places the organism in Eukaryota, Metazoa, Chordata, Actinopteri, Cypriniformes, Cyprinidae. The transcript is spliced from 7 exons. Gene Ontology annotation, biological process: regulation of autophagy. Bases 102 to 2534 code for a protein of 810 amino acids. The record is from RefSeq and is a predicted model, not a curated record.
UUUAGACGCGCUACACUGCCAUUAUUCUUUCCCCGCACCAUGAGAACGAGAAGAUGAGAUGUUAAAAGGGACACAAAUGGAUUACUCGCACAGAUGACAGAAUGGACUCUGUGGAAAACAGCAGCAUGAAGCAGCAGCGCGCGUCCUCGCCAGCCAGAUUCAAAGAUUCGCCGUCCAAAGCGGCUUCCAAAAGCGCGUCUGGCAAAGCCUCCGGCGGCGUGUCAAAGAGCGGCGGUAAGAGCAGCCGCAGUAGUUCUCCGGUCACCAGCAAAGACCGGCAUGCGGCCCGAGGCGCGGCAGCUGUCCACGGCAGUGGAGCAGAAAGCCCGACUCUGAGAUGCGCGGAGAAGAGCAAGAGCAUCGAGGAGCGCAGCAGCUCCUCCGAGGAGCCCUACGCCACCGACGAGCCGGGCCUGGGGGUGGUGUCCGAUCAGCCGAGCUCCACCAAAUCCUCUCAGGGCAAGAGAGAGACGGCGAGAGCCGAUGGAGGCAAGACGGCCAAGAGCGCAGUAGGCUGCGGCCCGGGCUUCUGGAGGGAGGGAUGCUUGCAGUCUGAGCUCAUACAGUUUCACAUGAACAAGAGCUUGAAGAAAGAAAGCGGCCUGCCGGCGAAGACGCCGAGCUCACCGCUAACGGAGCCGCAGCUGCCGCCCGCCAACGCAAACCGGCCCUCAGAGGCCUCACCUCCACCAAACCUGGAGCUGCAGGAGGACAUCGAGAGACUGGAGGACGAGAACGAAUACCUGAAGCAUGAAAUUGAAGAAAUGCGAGCGGAGAUGGAUGAAAUGAGGGACACGUUCUACGAGGAAGACGCCUGUCAGUUGCAGGACAUGCGGCGUGAACUGGAGAGAGCCCAUAAGAACUGCAGGAUCCUUCAGUAUCGCCUGCGAAAGACAGAGAGGAAGCGAAUGCGAUACGCAGAAACCGGUGAAUUUGAUGGGGAACUGCUGACUUUGCUUGACAGUAAAAAGACAACAACAUCUGUAAAAUGUUCAUUCCUCUACCAGGUGGCCAAGGAUGUGUCUGUGCGUCUGCACAACGAACUGGAGAAUGUGGAGGAGAAACGAACGAGAACAGAAGAAGAGAAUGAAAGACUGAGGCAACAGCUGAUUGAAGUGGAGGUGACCAAACAGGCUUUACAGAAUGAGCUGGAAAAGACCAAAGAGCUCUCUCUGAAACGAAGAGGAAAAGAUGUACAGAAAUCAGAGAAGAGGACUCCACAAACCCCAUCAGAGGAGGAAAAUGAAGAUCUGAAAUGCCAGUUGGCCUUCAUCAAAGAGGAGGCUAUCUUAAUGCGGAAGAAAAUGGCUAAGAUAGACAAAGAGAAGGACCGUUUAGAGCAGGAGGUCCAGAAGUACCGCUCCUUUUACGGUGAUGUAGACAGUCCUCUCCCCAAAGGCGAGGCUGGAGGUCCUCCCACCACCAGAGAGUCCGAGCUGAAGCUGCGUCUGCGGCUGGUGGAAGAAGAAGCCAAUAUAUUAGGCCGCAAAAUCGUGGAGCUGGAAGUGGAAAACCGCGGGCUGAAGGCAGAGCUGGACGAUAUGCGCGGGGAUGAGCUGUCUGGAGGGACGAUGGACCCCUCGUCUAGAGAGCAGAGCGAGGCGCUGUCCGAACUUCGGCAGCAGCUUCAGUUGGUGGAGGACGAGGCUGAGCUUCUGCGCCGCAGUUUGUCUGACGUGGAAGAGCAGAAUAAGAAGAUGACCAGCGAGCUCAACAAGCUCAAAUACAAGGCCGGGUCACACGAGGGAUCGCGCUUUAGCAGCGCAGUGGUCGAUGGAGCGAAAUUUGAAGCCCUGCAGGAAGAGCUAAAAGCCGCUAGGCUGCAGAUCAACGAACUGAGUGGGAAAGUGAUGCAGCUGCAGUAUGAAAACCGUGUGCUGCUGUCCAACAUGCAGCGCUACGAUCUGGCCUCUCAUCUCGGCAUCCGCAGCAGCCCGAGAGACAGCGAUGCAGAGAGCGACUGCGGCCGCAGGGAAAGCGACGAUGACUGCUCUCGCCUCACGCCGCAUCGCAAACGUGAGGGUCCCGUCGGUGGAGAAAGCGACUCCGACGAAGUCCUCAACAUCCGGUGCCUGACUCCCACGCGCUCCCUUUACACCCCUGAGGGACGUUUUUUAUCCAGAGGUUUCAAAGACCGCCAGCAGAUGAUUGAUAUCCGGAUGGAGGCGGAGAGAUUGAGUAGGACCAUCGACAGACUCAUCGCUGAUACCAGCACCAUCAUCGCAGAGGCUCGUGUUUACGCCACCAACGGAGAGCUGUUUGGAAGAAUGGAUGACGAUGACGAGGGCAGUCGGAUACGAGAGCACGAGCUGCUUUACCGCAUCAAUGCUCAGAUGAAAGCCUUCAGGAAGGAGCUGCAGAACUUCAUUGACCGCCUGGAAGUCCCGAAACCAGAAGACCGAGAAACUGAAGAGCCUCUGUCAAUGUUUCAACCUAUUAUUUUGCUUAUUCUCAUCCUUGUCUUAUUUUCAUGUUUAUCAUAUGCCACAAUUUUCAAACUAGUCUUUCUUUUCACUCUUUUCUUUGUUCUGUAAACUUUCGUUUUUAAUUUAUACUACCGUUUUGUUGCUUUCUUCCUUUUCUUUUUUUUCUGCUUUCUUAAUUUAUCAUAUGAUUUUGGACAUGUCAUUAAGGUUAUGGAAGGUACAGGAAGUGAUCAUCAUUUCAGGCACAGAAUACAGUCACUCAACCAAACACAAGCUUCCGUUCAA